AGAGGGCGAGGUCUUGGUAGAGCCAGGCUGUAUCAGUCCGUGACACUCCAGCCAGAGGCGAUGCCGACGGCUGCCGGAGAAAGCCGGGCUUAGAGCGCCACCGUUCCACGCCCGCCGCCGGCCUCUCAGCCCAGCCGGUCGCCGCAACCUCGCCUCUUCCGCAGGGCGGGGCCAGCCAUGAAAGGCGGGGCGGGUCUGGCCACGGGGCGACCGAGAUGGCGGCCUCCGGGGGCCUAGAGGGACCCUGGGCGUGCACUCGCCCUUCCGGCUCGGCCUUUAGUUAGUGACCAGCUCCUCGGCGUUCUGCAGAGCGUGGGUUUCAGCGAGUUCUACGUGCCAGGUCCGCCCGGUGCCGGCUUCCUCGCUGCCCCUGGCGGCUCGUCAGCCCCCACUACCCCUGAACUUGGUCCCAAUGGCGGCCCGCCCCUCCUUCACCCGGACCGUGGGCAUCUGGGCCUCGCCGAAGCCGCCAAGGUGGCUGCUCGGGCUUCUAGAGCCCGUGUCCAGCCCUUUGCCACCGAGGCCUGAUCCUCUUUUCUGCCCUAAAGAACUUGCCCUGACAGCCUCUGGCUCCCGCUCUUGAGGAUCUUGCUUGUCCAAACCCAGAAGACAGUGCAUGAAGCCAGGGGACAUCCGCCAUGCUCCAAACAACUUGGCCUCAGAUGUUUUGGGGAUUCUAGUAGCCCUUGGGUUUGAUGACUUCAGAGGAGAGUUUUGCAAUCACCAGCCUCCAGAAAUACUGGUAGCGUUUCCAUUCCCCAAACCUGCUCUGAUCUCCCACCUGGAGAGAGGGGAAGCACCAUGGGGCCCAGAUCCCUGGGACACCGAGAUUCUGAGAGGCAUCAGUCAAGGUGGUGAGUCCUGGAUCAAAAAUGAAGGGCUAGUUAUAAAGCAGGAAGCCUCUGAAGAAACAGAGUUGCGCAGAAUGCCAGUAGGAGGACUUCUCAGGAACGUUUCUCAGCACUUUGAUUUUAAAAGGAAGGCACUGAAGCAGACUUUCAAUCUAAAUCCAAAUCUGAUACUUCGAGGUGGAAUGAAGUUCUAUGAAUGUAAAGAAUGUGGGAAAAUCUUCCGAUAUAACUCAAAGCUUAUUCGGCAUCAGAUGAGUCAUACUGGGGAAAAGCCCUUUAAGUGUAAGGAGUGUGGCAAAGCUUUCAAGUCCAGCUAUGAUUGUAUUGUACAUGAGAAAAACCACAUUGGAGAAGGGCCCUAUGAAUGUAAGGAGUGUGGCAAAGGUUUGAGUUCCAACACAGCCUUGACUCAACAUCAGAGGAUCCACACUGGAGAGAAACCCUAUGAAUGUAAAGAGUGUGGAAAGGCUUUCCGUAGGAGUGCGGCAUACCUGCAGCAUCAGAGAUUACACACGGGAGAGAAACUCUAUAAAUGUAAGGAAUGUUGGAAAGCUUUCGGUUGUAGGUCACUUUUUAUUGUCCAUCAGAGAAUUCAUACUGGGGAGAAACCUUAUCAAUGUAAGGAGUGUGGCAAAGCCUUCACCCAGAAAAUAGCCUCCAUUCAGCAUCAGAGAGUUCACACUGGGGAGAAGCCUUAUGAAUGUAAGGUGUGUGGGAAAGCCUUCAAAUGGUAUGGAAGUUUUGUUCAGCAUCAGAAAUUGCACCCUGUGGAGAAGAAGCCAGUCAAGGUCCUUGGGCCAUCCCUGGUCAGUCCCCAGUGCCCCUCUCCAGCCAUACCUCCUGUUCUUCUCCAGGGAUCCUGUUCUGCUUCAGCCGUGGCUGUGCCUUCACUGACCUUUCCACAUGCUGUGCUCAUUCCUACCUCUGGGGAUUUGUUCAUGCUGCUGCCUACAUCUGGAAUACCUUCUUCAUCUGCCCAAAUAGUGCGUGUCUUCCAGGGUCUUACUCCCACUGUGAAACCUUCCCCAGUUAUUCUCACCCCUUCUUCUCACUCCUCAUGAGCUUUAUCUUGGCAGUCUUACGGCUCUUAUGCCUAGCAAAUCUCCAGCCUAAUUUUAUAUAUUUUUUUGAGAAAGGGUCUUGCUCUGUCACCCAGGCUAGAGUGCGGUGGUGUGAUCUUGGCUCACUGCAACCUCCCCCUCCUGGGUUCAAGCGAUUCUCCUCCUUCAGACUCUCGAAUAGCUGGGAUUACAGGCACGCCUCACCACGCCCAGCUAAUUUCUGUAUUUUUAGAAGAGAUGGGGUUUCGCCAUCUUGGCCAGGCUGGUCUCAAACACCUGACCUCAAGUGAUCCGCCUGCCUUGGCUCCCCAAAGUGCUGGGAUUACAGGAGUGAGCCACUGUGCCCAGCCUCCAACCUAAUUUGAGUUUCAUUUGUAUUUUUUUCAUCACCUUACAUGUGUUAACAGCUGUUUCAACAUAAACUCCAUUACAAUCUAUAUACAUUUAAAGACCGUGUUUACAUAAUCUCUUCUGGGUAGAAAAUGGAAAUACUUAACCUUUGCAUUGGUCCCUUUCAGGCUUGAACAACAGUGGCUGUAUCUGCAUCGUGGGGUUGCUGGUGGUAGAACACUUUGGUGUUAGGAAAGUUUGGAAAAGAGGAUAUCCCUGUAUUAGGCCAUUAUGAUUAGAGAUAAGCAGCCUGGGAGAAACAUACAAGACCUGUGGCUACUGGUAGAGAAUUGGAAUAAGCUUCCAACAAUGGACUGUAGAGAUUAAUGGAGAUUGUUUAGUGGGCCCAUGGCUAGGUGGGGUAUUAAUACAGUUGAAGUUAUGUUGCCCUUGGCACAGAUCUUUGAGAAUCUCAUACAUCUGUGAAAAAGAUAAUGUGAAAUAAACAGUAAAAAAAAAAAGUAUGUUGAUGGCAGUGAGAGUAAUCAUGUCUUUAAACGUGAAGUUUUUUUUCUUUAGUUUUGCUCUUGAUAGCUAGAUGUUUCUUUUAACUUUUAUUUCCUAAGUAAAUAUACACAAAGGCAUUCAUCUUUGUUGAAUCUGUUGUGCAGAUUUUUCUUGAUGAGCACUCUGGUUUUUUUUCUUUGUGAGCACUGGCUUCUAUAUUUUAUUUCAUAUUUAUGAAUUGUAAAUAUGAAUUUAAUUACUAAAGAAAUAAAAAUAAUGGUGUAAAGCCAACUCGAGGGGAAUCUGAAUAA
Messenger RNA from Pan troglodytes (chimpanzee), 3060 nucleotides. It is a transcript of the gene ZNF621, whose product is annotated as zinc finger protein 621. The record is from RefSeq and is a predicted model, not a curated record. Gene Ontology annotation, molecular function: RNA polymerase II cis-regulatory region sequence-specific DNA binding; DNA-binding transcription factor activity, RNA polymerase II-specific. NCBI's taxonomy places the organism in Eukaryota, Metazoa, Chordata, Mammalia, Primates, Hominidae. Gene Ontology annotation, biological process: regulation of transcription by RNA polymerase II. The transcript is spliced from 5 exons. The coding region runs from base 617 to 1912 and encodes 431 amino acids.